Messenger RNA from Episyrphus balteatus (marmalade hoverfly), 1453 nucleotides. RefSeq lists its product as uncharacterized. The coding region runs from base 112 to 1389 and encodes 425 amino acids. Gene Ontology annotation, molecular function: RNA binding. The record is from RefSeq and is a predicted model, not a curated record. Lineage: Eukaryota; Metazoa; Arthropoda; Insecta; Diptera; Syrphidae. The transcript is spliced from 4 exons.
UUUUCCUUCGUUCAAUCAUUUCUGUUUACCACGUGCUGUUGUGUUUUACCUCGGCUAUUUAAUUUUUUUACCGCAUUUUAAACCAAAAUUUCAUCAAAAAUAGUUUUCAAAAUGAUUAAAACUAAAAAACAAAAUAAAAAUUCAAACUCUAAAGCUGAAGAAAAAACAGAAAAAACUAUUAAAAAAAUUAAAGAUGAGGUAUCAACAAAGGUAAAGAAGUUAAAGGGUCCAAAAACUGCAGCUUUAGUUGAGGCUGCAGCGGAACUUGUCGAGGCUUCCGAGUUACCCAAAGUGACUCCAGCUAAAAAAGACAAAAAGCCUAAAAAAGAAGAAGUCGUUGUCGAAGAGUCAUCCUCGGAUAUUGCUGAUGAAUCUGAAAAUGAAGAAGAUGACGAGCAAAUUGAAAAUGAUUCUGAUGAAGAAGUUUCAGAAGAUCAAAAAAAUAAAAAACCCAAAGCGAAAAGAAAUAAACCAGUUGGCUAUGGCCGCAUUAUUUAUGUUGAAAAUUUUCCAACUACUUUCAAUCGGUCAAAACUAGCAAGUCUCUUCUCUCCGUACGGAAAGAUUUUGUCAAUUAUUUUUACUUGUAAAGCAAAACAUACAUAUUUCAACAAUGACAUUGGAACAAAUUGUGCUUUCAUUGUCUUUGAUGAUUACCAGGCUUCUAGUAAAGCACUUGAGCUCAAUGGCAAAGUUGUAGCUAAUCAGGCUUUGAUUGUGAGGAAUCCAGAAAGGAAAGGAAGAUUCAGACCUCUCGAAUCAGUUUUAGUUUCAAAUUUGAAGCUCUCUGUCACUGAAGAUCAAAUCCGUGAGGUACUCCCGUACAGUGGCAAAAUAGAGUUUAUUAAAACUUGGCGUGGCACUGAAUCAAAAUCAGCGAUAGCUUUCAUUGAAUUGAGGGAUGUCCAUAAACUUCGUGACACAUUGAGACACAAUGGAACUUUGUUGGACGGUCAAGCAAUUCAAAUUGACAGAGUAGAUAUCGAGAAAACAGUCUUCGUAGGAGGCUUGAAUAAGUCUACUACAGAGGAUGGCCUUCGAAAUGUCUUUUCGAGUUGUGGCGAAAUAGCAUUUGUUCUAAUUAAAUUUGGUACAAAUGGUUAUGUUAUCUUCAAAGAUACUGAAUCUGUUGAAAAGGCUUUGAAGCUUGAUAGCACUGUGAUUGAUGAGUCAAGCAUAAAAGUAAAAAAAUAUAUCAUCAAACCAAAAAAAGCAAUUAGAACAAAUAGUGGCACAUAUUUGGGUAAGAAGCCGAAUAUUGGUGGCAAAUAUUUGGGUAAGAAGCCGAAUACUGGUAGCAAAUAUUUGGGUAAGAAGCCAUUCGACCCCAAUUUUCGAAAAAUUAAGGAGACAGGAAAUAAAAAGCCCGUGGAGAAGGUAGUGGCUUGAUUAAUUUGAAUUGUAAAGUAUAAAAAUUUUAAAUAUAAUGAAAAUACAGACAAAUUUUUAUGCA